This is a messenger RNA of Protopterus annectens (West African lungfish), 3940 nucleotides long. RefSeq names its product ubiquitin specific peptidase 37 (gene USP37). Gene Ontology annotation, biological process: protein deubiquitination; G1/S transition of mitotic cell cycle. Lineage: Eukaryota; Metazoa; Chordata; Ceratodontiformes; Protopteridae. The record is from RefSeq and is a predicted model, not a curated record. Gene Ontology annotation, molecular function: cysteine-type deubiquitinase activity; cysteine-type endopeptidase activity. Gene Ontology annotation, cellular component: cytosol; nucleus.
UAUGUACUGAUAAUGAACAUGGUCAUGUAGUAUAGACGUCUCGCUCUCCAUUGUUUAUGUUUCGGAACGUCAAUUCUCGCGACGUUAGCCUAAAAUUUGGGGUUCCCGCCGCGCACGAGUACUGUAGAGGCGGAGCUUUGGUCGAGACCGGGUCUGCAUUCUUGUAAUGUUUUUGUCAGAGAGGGUCAGGGACGGUGUAUUAAUGUGGGUGUUGUGUCUGGUAGGUGGAUUGUCAUAGUAAGACCAUUGUGGGUAGGAGUUUAGCUUGAUGACAGAAAUCGCAGAGAAAGUCGGAAGGAGUAAGAACAGGUGUCUUCUAUUCUAACACAGUUCCACUUUUAUAUUGACCUAGUGGCGGGAAUAGUUUGUGGGAGCCUUACAGGACACAGAAAACGUUCUGUUCUGAUGAGAGUUUUUCUACAUGGAUCUCUGAGAAUAUUGCCAAGUUGUUUACCUCUUGGGUGAGGAGGGCCUGAGACUUGCCGGGGAGACAAGGUUGCUCUCUGAAGUUUACACUGCCCAGAAACCAAGAACCUUAAGCUUCAAGGGAGUCAUGGCUCUUCUGAAGGUGUCUGGCCCCAUAAGACUUCAGUGUUUGGAUAUGGGUACCACCAAGUGGAAGGAAGGGAGCUUUGAAAUUGUGGAAAAAGAAAACAAAGCUAGCCUAGUGGUGAGAUACAAUUCUGGUGGCAGUCCACGAACAUUCCAGCUGAACAAGAACAUUACUAAAAUACUUCUCCGACCAAGUGGGCAGCAGAGCCGUUUGAUGCUUAACCUGAAGGAUAACCUGAAAGAUGUCACUUUGACCAUCGAUAAGGUGCCACGUAAGGAUGCCCAAGAGUUAAAUCAUUACUUGGAGCAAAUUCAUAAGGGAAGACUGAACCCAGCAGUAACAAAGCAGCAACAGAUCCAGCUCGGAAAUUUCUGAACAGCAGUAGAGAGAAGCAACUGAACCUUAAGCAAACGGAGGAGAAUCGGAACCCAGGAUCAGUUCAUUUGCAGUCGUCUUCCUUCUAUGGCAGUAAAACAUUGUCAAAAGAUUAUGCCACUGGAAACUCUUUCUCUGACAGGACUCUUGCAACAAAUCAGGCUUCUGCGGUGAAGAGGAGCUUGGGGUUCCAGUCUCAAACUUCCCCUGUGGCAACAAAAAAGCUGCGACUUGGCUUUGAUUAUGCAGGAUGGAGCAAGACUCGAGCAUGUUUGCCUCCAUCUGUUCAACCACAGCUACAGGGUUUCUCCAACCUUGGGAAUACUUGCUACAUGAAUGCUAUUCUUCAGUCUUUGUUCUUGCUUCCCUCAUUCGCAAAUGACAUGCUUAAACAAGGAAUACAGUGGAGGAAGGUACCAACAAAUGCUCUUAGCAGACGCUUUGCCCUUCUACUGGCCAAGAAAGAUUUUUGCACGCCUGAAAUGAAGAAAGAUCUUUUGAAGAAGGUGAAAAGUGCAAUUUCUGCCACUGCAGAGAGAUUCUCUGGAUAUAUGCAAAAUGAUGCCCAUGAAUUCCUCAGUCAGUGUUUGGACCAGCUAAAGGAAGAUAUGGAAAAAUUAAAUAAAACCUGGCGUUUAGAGCCUCUGCCGGGUGAAGAGAACUCUGGGGGGCAGACACUAGAGGAUCCUGCUUCUGCCAGACUUUAUACCUGUCCUGUUGUCUCGAACCUGGAGUUUGAAGUGCAGCACUCAAUCACCUGUAAGAUGUGUGGAGAAACGGUCACAAAACGGGAACAGUUCAAUGAUCUUUCCAUUGACCUCCCUCGACGAAGGAAGGUGUUUCCAUGUCGAUCUAUUCAGGAGUCCCUUGAUCUCUUUUUUCGGCCAGAAGAGAUUGAAUAUUGCUGUGAGAGAUGCAGUGGCAAAUCUGCUGUUGUUUCACACAAGUUUAGCCGGCUUCCAAGGGUCUUGAUUCUUCACUUGAAACGAUACAGCUUUAAUGUGGCAUUGUCUUUGAACAAUAAGGUUGGUCAGCAGGUAAUCAUCCCAAAAUACAUGACGCUGCUACCACAUUGUACAGAAAACACUCGUCCUCCUCUCACUCUGGGAUGGAAUGUAUAUGCUGCCAUAUUCCAUUGGACUAUUUAUUGUAACCCCCUCUCCUCCAAAAUGCUGACAGAUGUUGGGCUCAGCAGAGGACAAAGGUCCAGACCACUGAAAACUUCACAGUCACUGAAUUCGUGUACUUUAACCUGCUCUACACCUUCACGGAAAUCGACUUUUAAAUCACUGAAUUCCCAGUUUGUAAGCUUGGAUUCUGAUAGUGAUGAAGACCAGCUCAGACGGGCCAAAGCUCAGAGGCAUAAUGCACAGCAAUUCAGGGAGAAGCAGCAGGAGGAGGAAGACUUCGAAAAGGUAAUGAAAGGUAGCAAGAAAGAGAAUGCUUUUGAUGGACUCAGCGAUGAUGAGGUAUUAGCAGCCAUCCUGGAGAUCAGCAAGAAGGAAACAUCCCUGUGUGUAAACCGUGAAGAUGAGGAAAAAUCCUUGAGCAGUCCCGACACAGGGUUUGGUGAUGAAGUGAAUGAACCAUCAGAUAAUCAGUCUUUGGUGGUGGACAGGCUACGGGUUCCUGUAGAAACAGGGCCUGAGAGUUACACUAACAUAGCUACAGAUUUUGAUGAGAAUAAGGAGAAUAAGACCCCAGAAGGAACACCAAGUGACGCAGACUGGUUGCAGCAAUAUGAUUUGGAACAAGAGAGAGAAGAGCAGGAACUACAGCAAGCCCUAGUUCAGAGCCUACAAGAGCAGGAAGCCCGGGAACAAAAAGAAGAUGAUGACCUUAAACGAGCCACUGAACUGAGUCUAAAGGAGUUCAAUACCAGCUUUCUGGAUGAAGCGGGAUCUGAAGAUGAUUCUGGAAACGAGGAGAUUCAUGACAUGGAAUACACUCAUGCUGAAGCAGAAGAGCUAAACAAAAAUGCAGAGGUCACUAUAUCUGUGAUGUGUACGAUUUUAAGAAGCAAGCAUGGUUUACUUACAAUGACUUGGAUGUCAGUCGGACACAGGAGAGUAUUGUGCAGAGUGAACGGGACCGCAGUGGUUAUAUUUUCUUCUACAUGCAUAAAGAUGUCUUUGAUGAACUGCUGGAAACAGAAAAAAAUACUCAGCCUGUCUGCAUAGACAUAAGUCGACCUGUUUUGCAGCCUCUCUGAAUCAAAACCAAGAUGUGGUGCUAAGGAGUUUAUGCCUGUUGCUUUCCCCUUUGAACAUCUCACAGGAAUGGGGAAUGAUACACUGGCAGGCCAGUACGCCCCUACCAAACAUUUAAGAUGUUUAAAUCUUAUAUGAAAAAAUGAAAUACUUAACACAGCUCAGGAAUAUUCAGCAUUGUUUACCCCUCACUUUCAGGUGCAACUGCCAGUAGCAAGAAAACGUAUAUGUUGUUUAGUUCAUACUUUUUAUGCUGCAGUAUUGAAUACCAGUAGAAGACUGAGGAAUGUGUUUUGCUUCCCAGACUAAUCCGCUUCAUCCCAAGCGUAUCACUUUGAUCUCCAGUUCAUCAGAGAUGUUUUCAUCCUGUUUUAUCUAGUCAUCCCAGAAACUAUUUUUAUCCUUUAAUCCUUGUGGGACUGAUUCAUUUAUUACUGCUUCAUAAAAGAUGGUUGUCCCUUUUCAUUUUAUUCAAACAAUAUUGUGUAAUUUAUUUAGUUUGGAAGGUGUUGCCAGACAUCUUGUCCUUGUUUUCUUAAUGGUACUGUUUCUUCCUUUGUUUCAUCUCCUGGUAUGAAGCACUGGUUAUUGCCCUGACUUGUUUCAUAAGGGUCUGAACAAAUCACUUUAUGGAUUCUGUGCAGUUAUAACAAAGCAUUCUACUUCCAGAGGCAUUAUAGCAGCAACAGCAUCAAGAAUGGGAUACAGCAACAGAAUUGCCUGUGUUUUUUUAUUACAUAACUCAUGCAGACAGUAGUAUUUUCAGAGGGUAAAUAAAACUUGCAAAAUGCUGCUUCAUACA